AUGGCCGAGUCUCCCAGAUCCGAGAGGUCGCAGACCAGAUUCAGCACUCCCGUCUCUGAUCUUGACGAUCACCGCCACCAGCAGGAAUCGCUGCCACGCGCACACGGCCAAGGCUCCCGUAGAGGAACUCUCGCUAGUAUUGCUGGCAGCCCACAUAUCGCAGCCCUGGCUGCUGUUCAACAAAUCGAACUCGGACCAGGAAUGAUUGCCCGUGACUUUGAGAAUGCCAUCGUCGACGACCAGGACGACGAUAGCGUUCGUUCAGUACAUGAGACUCCCACAUGGCGCCGCAACUCUACCAGUCAGAACGUGAGAAGACAAGGAACCAUCCGCCUCCCUCCACCAGCCUUGGAGACAAAGUCCAGGAGUCGCGAAUCUUCUAGUUCGAGAUCGACCUCCCCGCCAAACUCGGUCGAUGCCUUUGCCAACCCUCAGAGACGUCGUCGCGGAGACACUAUGAGCAGCGAUGCCCCUCCAUUCAUCAACCCAAACCUUACGAGGACCCUCUCCGGAGCCUCCAAGCAUCGUCGGUCGACCUAUGACGAUACCAAAUCGAUCCAUACUGCUCAGUCGCGCCACAGUUCUGUUGAAGACGACGUUUGCUUUCCUGCCGAGCGCGACCAAAGCAAGACCUACUUGAUUGAUUUUGAGGAACUUGAGGAGUUCGUCGCCGAGUCUCAUGAGAAGACUCCUGUCUCUCACCCAUUCCAACCACCUUUCAACAAGCAGACUCGUAGCGAGCCUAAGGUGUUCCAUGAUCUCCGCGCUUCCAAGACCAAUGCAAGCGACAGCGACGUUGUGGAUGAGAAGCAGUCUGCGGACAAUGUCAAGAAGACAGACCUGCCGGAGGUUGAAAUCGAACGUGUAGCAUCGCACACCGAGUACUUCAACAGGUUUACCAUCUUCUCCUCUGAGAUCGACGAGACUAUUCACGCGCCCGAGUUGGGCGGCCUCCUCAUGCCCGGCGAAUCAUUCAGGGACCUGUUCGAACUCGGUCCUGACGGUGGUGUCUGGUGGCUCGACAUGCUCAACCCUUCCGAGGAAGAGGUCACAGCCAUCUGCAAAGCAUUUGGAGUCCAUCCGUUGACCCGUGAAGAUAUUGCUACCCAAGAAACGCGUGAGAAGGUUGAGCUUUUCAGGUCCUAUUACUUCGUCUGCUUCCGUUCUUUCUACCAGGAGGACAAGGAGAGCGAGGACUUCAUGGAGCCCAUCAACGUCUACACUGUCGUCUUCCGUGAGGGUCUAUUGACCUUCACCUUCUGCAACAACCCUCAUGCUGCUAACGUCCGCAAGCGUAUCGGUCGUCUUCGUGACUAUGUCAACCUCAGUGCCGAUUGGAUUUGCUACGCUUUGAUCGAUGACAUCGUCGAUGGUUUCGGACCUGUUCUGCGAGACGUCGAACACGAGGCUGAUGCGAUUGAGGACAGUGUCUUUACCGCACGCUUUGAGGAUUCUCGCGCUAUCCUGCGACAGAUUGGUGUUUGCCGAAGGAAGGUUAUGUCGCUGCUGCGCUUGCUUGGCGGCAAGGCAGAUGUCAUCAAGGGCUUUGCUAAACGCUGCAACGAGCAGUACAGCAUGGCACCUCGUGGUGAUGUCGGCUUGUACCUCUCUGACGUUCAAGAUCACGUCGUCACCAUGAUGAGCAACCUGUCGCAUUUCGAAAAGAUUCUGUCGCGCAGUCAUUCCAACUACCUCGCUCAGAUCUCGGUUGACAACAUCGCUCAAGGCAACAAGGCUAAUUCUCUGCUCUCGAGAGUCACUGUUCUGGCUACCAUUUUGGUUCCUCUCAACUUGGUUACUGGCCUGUUUGGUAUGAACGUUCGCGUGCCUGGAAUGGACGGCAGCAACCUCGCUUGGUGGUUCGGCAUCGUUGCGUUCAUGUUCAUUUUCGUCGCAGUAUGCCUUCUUACUGCAUGGAAGAUUGGUCUGCUCGAGGACGUUGUCCCUGAGCGCGAGGAAGAGUUGUAA
Molecule: messenger RNA, 1968 nt
Organism: Aureobasidium namibiae CBS 147.97
Lineage: Eukaryota; Fungi; Ascomycota; Dothideomycetes; Dothideales; Saccotheciaceae
Product: cora family metal ion transporter
Exons: 1
Coding region: 1-1968 (655 amino acids)
Biological process (GO): intracellular magnesium ion homeostasis; magnesium ion transmembrane transport
Cellular component (GO): plasma membrane
Molecular function (GO): magnesium ion transmembrane transporter activity
Source: RefSeq, a predicted model, not a curated record